Astyanax mexicanus (Mexican tetra) is the source of this 5766-nucleotide messenger RNA. RefSeq names its product brevican (gene bcan). The record is from RefSeq and is a predicted model, not a curated record. Bases 415 to 4179 code for a protein of 1254 amino acids. The transcript has 14 exons. Gene Ontology annotation, biological process: cell adhesion. NCBI's taxonomy places the organism in Eukaryota, Metazoa, Chordata, Actinopteri, Characiformes, Acestrorhamphidae. Gene Ontology annotation, molecular function: hyaluronic acid binding.
UUUUGCUUUUGGAAAGAUUUUUAUCUGCAUGUCCAGCCCUCUCUACGUCCUACUUUUUUCAAAAAAUCAUCCCUUAGGGCAAAUAAGAAAGUGUGCCCUGUCUGCUGGCAAGAGGAGGCUGUUCAGAAAGCCUUGCUUCUCUCUCUCUCUCUCUCUCUCUCUCUCUCUCUCUCUCUCUCUCUCUCUCUCUCACUCUCUCACUCUCUCUCUGCCACCCUUCUGCUUCACUCUCACUGUGCCUCCCUCUUUCUUUCCUCUUCGCCUGCGGACAGGCCACAGGUUUGUCCUCUUUUGUUGCUGCUCUGAAGGAAAUCACACUUAUUCUAAGUUAAGAACUGAAAGAAAAGGCUGAUUGAAGAUUUUUUGAAAUAUUUUUGGAAAAUUAUUUUCCAUAACAGAGGAAUACUUUUGGGAAUGCGAUCAGUGAUGUUCCUCUCUUUGCUGCUGUGCACCAUCUGUCCCUUUGUCCUGCCGUCCUCUGCUGUCCCCAGACCCGGACCAACAGCAGAUGAAAACAGCUUUUUGCAAGUUACCAUUCCUAGGAGUCCUCCUGUAUCUGCGGUUUUGGGAGGCUCCAUGACUCUGCCAUGCUUGGUGUCCCUGCCACAGCCUUCCCCAACUCCAUCCUCACCGGGUCGGCAUGCGGUGCUCACCAUGCCAAGAGUUAAGUGGAGCGUUCAUUCCUCUGGACGAGAGACUGAAAUCCUGGUGGCUCGAGGGGAAAGGGUGAAGGUCAGUGAACUUUACAAGGGUCGGGCCUCGCUGCUGAACUAUGCCUUAUCUCCAGCUGACCUUACCCUCCAACUGGACGGCUUGAGGCACAACGAUACAGGAUUCUACCGCUGUGAGGUCCAGCAGGGCCUGGAGGAUGCUCAUGACCUGGUUCAGAUCAGAGUCAAAGGUGUGGUGUUUCACUAUCGUCAUGCCUCCAGCCGCUACGCUUUCUCUUUUGAUGAAGCCAAAGAUGCGUGUGAGGACAUCGGAGCUCAAAUUGCGACUCCAGAGCAGCUUCUGGCUGCUUAUAACAGUGGCUAUGAGCAGUGCGAUGCUGGGUGGUUAGCGGAUGGUUCUGUGAGAUACCCUAUCCAGAUGCCUCGGGAGGGCUGUUUUGGAGACAUGGAUGGUCUGCCAGGAGUCAGGAACUAUGGCAUGAUGGAUGUCGAUGAGCUUUUUGAUGUGUAUUGCUAUAUAGAGAACAUCCAUGGCGAAGUGUUCCAUGGGUCAACUCCACAGCGUUUCACGCUGGCCGAGGCUAAAGCAUACUGUGAACAGCAGGGUGCAGAGUUAGCUUCCACUAGCCAGCUAUAUGCUGCGUGGAAUGAUGGUCUUAACCACUGUAGCCCAGGCUGGCUGGCUGACGGAAGUGUGCGAUACCCAAUCGUAAUCCCACGAGAGCGCUGUGGGGGAUCUGAUCCUGGGGUCAAGACGGUGUAUCGCUUUGGAAACCAAACCGGCUUUCCAGAGCCUAACACUCACCAUGAUGCAUACUGCUUCAGGGGAAACCUUAAUUCUCACACAGUGACCCCUGUAGAUUUUUUGGCAACAGAGCCAGAAGACAUCGGCCAGGACAUUGUGACCUUAACUGACCCUCAGGAAGAGUUUAGUCUGGGUCAUGUGACUGAACACACACAGAAUGAAGCUCUGGGGGCUGUUGAGACCUACCCUAUAUACAGUGAACAGACACCAGCAGAGUCCGACAAACACGAGGAGGCUACACCUACCCUAUCUGAUGAAGUUUAUACUACCACUGCCGAUAGUAAAAUCCUCACCACUACAGCAUCGUAUGACUGGCAACCUAAAUCAUCUCAGAACGUCUGGCAAGAUGUACUCACCAACCCUAUUGAGUUUAAAUCAGCCCCAGAGGUCCACCUAGAGCCUAAUCAUGAAGAUGAAAUUGAAGAUCCAGAUACAGAGAACAGUACAGCAACGUAUGUGGUUAAGAGUCACAAUCACAAGCAUUAUCAGCCAAUGCCAAACACAAACCUGGAAUCGGGAGAGGAACUGGAAUACAAAAUCUACAUAGAGAGAAAGCCAGAAACUACAUUUGAGAUUUUAGAGCCGGCCACUGAAUUUCGGGAGAUCGGAGGAUCCAAACAUUUCCAACCCAUGCCUGAAACCAACCUUGAUGAGCAGGAAGAAAGCCAAGAGUAUGAACAUCAGACUGUAAUGCAGCCACAUGAAGACAACACCACUGAACCAUCAAGAUUGGAUGAAGAUCUAGACCACACAACUAUCAAGGGAUCAAAAGAUGAAGUGACCACACAAUCUACUGAGAUUUCUUCACUUAUCACCCUGACUCAAGCAGAUUUAAAUGAGAAUUCAUCGUCUGAAGCCACCACAGAGAGUUUUACACCCACUCAUGAAGAGUCUGGUGUUACAGACACUUAUUCUACAGUAAAUGGAGUGGAUCAGGAGGCUGGACACACUUCAGCAGAAUCCCUAGUAGUGUCUGUCAGUUCUGCUGAUGUAGAAAGUAAUCACACAAUAGGAGGGACUAUAACUCCUACACCUGGAGAAGAAAAAGAAGCAGAUUCCACUGAUGGUUCUGGGGACCAUGAUGAUGUCCUGCUAGUGACCCUCUUGACUACACCUGCACCUCACAUGUGGGGCACAUCCAUUACUCAAAAGGCAGAGGUGGUGGAAACCAGUUCAGUAGUUCCAGUGGGUAGCACUCCUACUGAAUUGAUCACUGUGGUGGAGGAGAAGGUGGUGCAAGUUGAGCAAGAAGGGCUUGGAGUAGCACCUAAUGUUUUCAACACCACAAACACUUCUCUCACUGAGACUGAAACAACUUCCAUUAAUGAAGAUAGCAGCCAUGAGGAUGACGCUUCAGGACAGGAAGAGUCUUCUGGAGGCAGAUCUACAUUUUCAGAGUACCCAGAUCUCAAUGACUCCAACACAACAACCGUCGCUCCCUUUAACUCCACGGAUCUGCUUACUCUGAACACAACAUAUGCUGUUAAUCAAACAGAUGUUAUUAAUAAUGUCGAUGUCACUGAGACUCCAUUGAAGUCCAGCACGACUCCUUCUACUGUUGACGUCACGCUGCUGCCAGCUAUGACCCCGACUCCCAGCUGGGAUGUUUUGACCCCUCACACCCCACCACAAGAAUCCCGGGGAGAGUUCAGUGGUAAUGGUCCACUGUUUAUAGACAACCCUGAUUCCUCAGUGGAAUCUAACUUUACAGCAUCUUCCACCACUAAAGAACCUGAGAAGGCAAGGAGCCCAUCCACUACUACUAUGGUAGAUAAUGAAGAAAGUGAAGAAUAUGAUCUAACUACUGCUGAUGAGAACAGCAGUGAAAACCAUGAAGUAACAACCAGGGCACACCCACCCCACAUCACCCUAACCACCACAACAACACAGAGAGUGGUGGUCAGAACCGGCAUUUCAGAUGGCUGUGUUAAAAACCCCUGUGCUAAUGGAGGCACCUGUGUAGACAGUGGAGCUGCUGUCAAAUGCCUGUGCCUACCAACCUAUGGGGGAGACUUUUGCCAAACAGAUCUGGAACAGUGUGAACCAGGCUGGGACAAGUUCCAGGGCAGCUGUUACAAGCACUUCUCAAAGCGUCAGAGCUGGGAGGUGGCGGAGCAGCACUGCAGAAUGUGCGGCGCUCACCUGGUUUCCGUCAUGUCACCUGAGGAACAACAUUUCAUCAAUGAGAAGUACAGGGAAUACCAGUGGACUGGUCUCAAUGAUCGGACCAUUGAGGGGGAUUUCCACUGGUCUGAUGGCAACCCACUGCUUUAUGAAAACUGGUACCGUGGUCAGCCUGACAGUUAUUUCCUCUCAGGAGAAGACUGUGUGGUGAUGGUUUGGCAUGAUGGUGGACGAUGGAGUGAUGUGCCCUGUAACUAUCAUCUAGCUUACACCUGUAAGAAGGGCAUUGCUUUCUGUGGACCGCCCCCUGUAGUCUUGAAUGCUAAGCUGUUUCGUCAGCCGCGGCAGCGCUAUGAGGCUAAUGCUCAGAUACGUUACUACUGCGAAGCGGGAUUCCUUCAGAGACACAACCCCAUUAUCACAUGCCACAGCAACGGGCAGUGGGAGGAGCCCCAGAUCACCUGUACACCAGCAGAACCAGCAGAGUCAAAUGGAGAUCACCUCACACUGCCCACCCUUCAGAACCAGGACCCAACACUAAUAGAAGACACAGCCACAGAAAAGCAGCAUCACUAUUGAGGAUUGUAUUGACUAACCAGUGCUUCAUUUUCUCUUUUGCUGUUCCUUUCACGCAAGAGACAUCCAUCAGUGCAUCACGCUUGGCUUUAGGAAAGCCGUAUGUGCGUCAUACUUCCUGCCUUUUCCUCCAUUCAGCUUCUUUCAUGCACAUUUCUUUCCUGUUUGAAAUCCUAUUUGACACUGAAUUACCUCUUUUGUAAUUCUACGAAAAAUAUAAGUGGUAAUUAAACACAAAGCAGAACAAUCCCCAAUCAGUGGCAGAAGACAUACAUUGAAGCACAAGUGAAAAUGACAAAUUGAACAAAUACGUUUUAACCUCAGCUGGUCUGAAUUAAACUGAUUCCAGUGUCUCAUAACCAUGUACAUUCAUUCCAUCAAGAGUGUCCAUUCAUCCUGCUGCAAGAGCAGCUUGCAAUUAGGGCUGCAACUAAUGAUUAUUUUGGUAGUCAACUAAUCUGAUGAUUAUUUUUUUCGAAUAGUCGAUUAGUCUGUGAUUAUUUUUGCCAUGUUCUCCAUCUCUGAAAACGAUAGAAACAGCUGAACAUGAGAUUUAAGAGUAAUUUAAAUGUCUGGAUGUUGUUUCAAUGUGGAAAUUACUGAUAUUUAGUAAGUAAAUAUGUAGUCUGUUGAGUUUGGCACUUUUGGAGAUACAAAAAAGUUAAGUGUAAACUGUGUGAGUGAGUCAUUUACCCGUCUCCCAUUGCGCUUCUGUCCCCAGCACUUUGUGUAAUGCGGUACUGUUACAAAUGAACGAUUAGUCGACAAUGAAAUUUGUAGUCGAUAAAUUUAAAUAAUCAACAUUGUCGAUUAUGUCGACUAAUCGUUGCAGCCCUACUUACAAUUAAAAAUUACAUUUUUAAUAAUGUAAACUUAUGUAAUGCAAACCCUGCUGAAACCUAAACCUUGUUUCACAAAACUGCAGCAAUCAAACUCAUACAUUUAACCAUGUUUGGAUGCUUAAAGUCACAAAGCCUACACUGAAUCCUUGGCUUAAGUCUGACACUGGAAAUGGGGCUAGUAGUACUCUUUAACAGCCACCAUUCGUACAUUUGCACACAGUAAAACUUGUGCUCCUCAACACUUUAAACACAUUUAAACUCAAGUUGUUGUCAAUCAGAAGUGAUCAAAUCAAUUCUACAGCAGUGCAACACUGAAUUUACUAACACCCACCACUGUUUUUUGUGUUUUACCAGAAAAUUCUUGUUAUGCUACCAAAAAAACAGCCUGACAGUUGCAGGAGUUCAUAUUUAGAGCUUUAAACCAGCAGUAUGCCCUUCACUGGGCUACUAAGUCAACACAAAUUCUUAGAUUCAGUUAGACAGUCUACAUGUAGCUGGAACUCUGAACUCUGAAUUCAUUUGUGCCUGGCUGUGAAACACAAGCUUUUUAAGCGAUUUGGUGCUCAGUUUUUCAGGUCUCUGACUUUCUCUGAGGAACUGUCAUUUCUUACUUAAAUCCCUUACUAACAUCAUUAUCAUAGAGUAUCCACUAUGUUUUCACUGACCAAAAUCAAGCAUUUAUUUCCUCAUUCUGCAUUGUAGUAACAUUUGUCAUGAUUUAGUACAAUUUUGACUUGUUCUAAUGCCA